AUGGCGGCUGUGGCGGCGGGGCAGCCGCCUCAGCUCCGCGGCGCCGUGACGGUGAAGGAGGGAUGGGAGCCAUGCCCUGGCCAGCCGGGGUGGGCCACAACCGCCUGCUCGGCCGGACAGACCUGCCCUGGCGGAAACACGUGCGCCAACCCGCCUCAGUGUGGCUGCUUCCGGACCUGCGCUGCGGGGCAGUCGUGCCCGCCGGGACAGUAUUGCGACGGCCCGGGGUGGGCCACAACCGCCUGCUCGGCCGGACAGACCUGCCCUGGCGGAAACACGUGCGCCAACCCGCCUCAGUGUGGCUGCUUCCGGACCUGCGCUGCGGGGCAGUCCUGCCCGCCGGGACAGUAUUGCGACGGCGCCGGUGUUUGCACCCCUGGGGCCGCCCUGCGAUCGAACCAGUCUUCGGAGGGGAGUGGCGCCAGCAUCGUGACGGUGAAGGAGGGAUGGGAGCCAUGCCCUGGCCAGCCGGGGUGGGCCACCGCCGCCUGCUCGGCCGGACAGACCUGCCCUGGCGGGAACAUGUGCGCGAACCCGCCUCAGUGUGGCUGCUUCCGGACCUGCGCUGCGGGGCAGUCCUGCCCGCCGGGACAGUACUGCGACGGCGUUGGUGUUUGCACGCCUGGGGCCGCCCUGCGAUCGAACCAGUCUUCGGAGGGGAGUGGCGCCAGCAUCGUGACGGUGAAGGAGGGGUGGGAGCCAUGCCCUGGCCAGCCGGGGUGGGCCACCACCGCCUGCUCGGCCGGUCAGACGUGCCCUGGCGGGAACACGUGCACCAACCCGCCUCAGUGUGGCUGCUUCCGGACUUGCGCUGCGGGGCAGUCCUGCCCGCCAGGACAGUAUUGCGACGGCGCCGGUGUUUGCACGCCUGGGGCCGCCUUGGGAUCGAACCACUCAUCGGAGGGGAGUGGCGCCAGCAUCGUGACGGUGAAAGAGGGGUGGGAGCCAUGCCCAGGCCAGCCGGGGUGGGCCACCACCGCCUGCUCGGCCGGUCAGACCUGCCCUGGCGGGAACACGUGCACCAACCCGCCUCAGUGUGGCUGCUUCCGGACUUGCGCUGCGGGGCAGUCCUGCCCGCCAGGACAGUAUUGCGACGGCGCCAGUGUUUGCACGCCCGGGGCCGCCUUGGGAUCGAACCAGUCUUCGGAGGGGAGUGGCGCCAGCAUCGUGACGGUGAAGGAGGGGUGGGAGCCAUGCCCAGGCCAGCCGGGGUGGGCCACCACCGCCUGCUCGGCCGGUCAGACGUGCCCUGGCGGGAACACGUGCACCAACCCGCCUCAGUGUGGCUGCUUCCGGACUUGCGCUGCGGGGCAGUCCUGCCCGCCAGGACAGUAUUGCGACGGCGCCGGUGUUUGCACGCCCGGGGCCGCCUUGGGAUCGAACCACUCAUCGGAGGGGAGUGGCGCCAGCAUCGUGACGGUGAAGGAGGGGUGGGAGCCAUGCCCUGGCCAGCCGGGGUGGGCCACCACCGCCUGCUCGGCCGGUCAGACGUGCCCUGGCGGGAACACGUGCACCAACCCGCCUCAGUGUGGCUGCUUCCGGCUUUGCGCUGCGGGGCAGUCCUGCCCGCCAGGACAGUAUUGCGACGGCGCCGGUGUUUGCACGCCUGGGGCCGCCCUGCGAUCGAACCAAUCUGUGGCGGAGGCGGCGGGCGUUGGCCCUCCGAACGCCAACGGGGCGCCGUUCCUGGGCGGGGCGCCGGGGGGGCAGUGCGCCUGGGCGGAGCGCAAGAACAGCGGCGGCCGUAAUCUGAUGCAGGCCCCCUGGUCGCAGGACCCAGACGCGUGCUGCGCCCACUGCAACGAGCACUCGGAUUGUGUGGCGUGGACAUUCAUCAAGGGGAGCCACGAGUGCUGGCUGAAGAGCCACGUGCCGCCCAGUGACCAGUGGCGCUGGGACGAUUCGGCAGUCAGCAGCCUCGUGCGUAGCCCAGACACCAAGUGCAGUUGGGAGGACGACGAGAACAGCGGCGGGGACAACAUGAUGCAGGCCCCCUGGUCCCAGGACCCUCAGGCGUGCUGCAACCACUGCGGCGCGCACUCGGGGUGCGUGGCGUGGACCUUUAUCAAGGGCAGCCACGAGUGUUGGCUGAAGAGCUACGUGCCGUCCAGGGACCAAUGGCGCUGGGAUGGCUCGGCAAUCAGCGGCAAGCUGGGUGGGCGGUGA
Molecule: messenger RNA, 2166 nt
Organism: Prorocentrum cordatum
Lineage: Eukaryota; Dinophyceae; Prorocentrales; Prorocentraceae
Source: the annotation of a GenBank genome assembly